AUUAAUUUUAGAUUGUUCGUUGAACAAGAUGUCACAAAGUAAGAUCUUUGUAAGAAACCGAGCUCUAGGUUAUGUGAGCAACCACAUAGCACAUGCAACGAGAUUUAUCCUAAAAAGAAACGAGAAUCUAAUUGUUACUUCUGUUGGAAGGGCAUUUCAUACAUACAGCUGUUCCCACUUUGCGCUUCUCACCGUCUCGAGUUUACAUGCAAGCGAUAUAACAUGCUUAGCUGCAGACACAUAUCAUAUCUUCUCGACCUGCGAGAACAAAAUUUAUGCUUGGCGACGAGGGAAUGAAUUGAAACACACAUAUACAGGUCAUGAUAGUCCUGUACAUCUUUUAUUACCCUUCGGGCCCCAUUUGAUAUCAAUUGACGAGGAGAGUAAUAUAAAAGUCUGGGAUAUUAAGACAGAAGAACUCAUGCUCGAGUUGAAUUUCAGCAAUGAUAUCUUCAAAAUAACUACUCUGGCUCAUCCUUACACAUAUGUUAAUAAAAUACUGCUAGGAAGCGAACAAGGACAAUUACAGUUGUGGAAUAUAGAUACUUCAAAAUUAAUUUACACUUUUAAAGGUUGGAACAGUCCAGUGACCGCAUUGGAAUCGGCUCCAGCAAUAGACAUAGCAGCAAUCGGGCUUGCGAGUGGUAAGAUUAUUUUACAUAAUCUUAAAGUGGAUCGGACUGUAUUUGAGUUGAUGCAGGACUGGGGUCUCGUCACUGCCAUAACGUUCCGCAGUGAUGGCCAACCCAUCAUGGCGACGGGCACAUCAAUUGGGCACGUUGUUUUGUGGAAUUUAGACGAACGAAAGAUGGAAAGUGAAAUUAUGCAAGCACAUUUAAAGGCAGUAACUGGAUUAAGUUGUUUGCCGAAUGAACCAAUGAUGGUAUCCUCUUCUCCUGACAAUUCUUUAAAAUUAUGGAUCUUUGAUUUAGCCGAUGGUGGAGCCAGGCUGCUUAAAAUACGUGAAGGUCACUCCGAACCACCAACGUGUAUUCGAUUUUAUGGAAACGAUGGAGACAAUGUAUUGACAGCUGGUGGAGAUUCAUCUUUGAGGAUCUUCUCAACAAUCACGGAGACAUUCAAUAAGAGUCUUGGCAAAGCCUCUUAUGACAGAAAAGCAUCAAAGAAAAAAGGUAGAAUAAUAGUGGAUCCUGCAACUAUGCCUCCUAUAAUGGACAUUGUGUCCGAAAAGACACGAGAGAAAGAUUGGUGCAACAUUGCCACAUCCCACUUAGGCAUUGGAAUGGUCUCUACGUGGUCAUAUGACAACAAGAAGAUGGGAGAACACUUGUUAUUACCGGAGCGAUUUCGUAAAAAACAAUACGUUUCUGCAACGAGUCUCUGCAUAACUCAUUGCGGAAAUUUUAUUGUUAUCGGAUACAGUAGCGGUCACAUUGAUAGAUUUAAUAUGCAGUCUGGAAUUCAUAGAGCCACUUAUGGCAAAGAAUCAGGAGGUCACGAAGGAGCAGUUCGAGGAAUCACAGUAGAUGUCUUAAACCAAACAGUAGUCAGUGCAGGCCGAGAUAAACUGCUUAAAUUUUGGCCCUUCAAACCCGCACAAAGCAGAGAGCCCGAAGCUACGGUACAGUUAGAUGAACCUGCAGAGUGGUUGAGAAACCACAAAGAAAGCUCUCUCGUCGCGAUAGCUCUGCAAGAUUUCAGCAUCGUUCUCGUCGAUUUAGAAAAUAGACGAGUUGUAAGACAUUUCCGAGGACACUCUGGACGCCUUACAGAUGCUACGUUCAAUCCUGAUGCAAGAUGGUUAGUGACAGCAUCCAUGGAUUGCACAAUACGCACCUGGGAUAUUCCUUCUGCUCAUUUGAUUGAUGUCUUUCAGGUCCCGGAAGCAUGUACUUCGGUCCACUUCUCUCCAACAGGAGUGUACUUAGCCACAGUACACGUUUGCAACCUCGGAAUUUAUUUGUGGUCAAAUCGCAUGCUCUACUCCCAUGUGUCAUUGAAAGCACUGCCUGCGGAUUACGUAGUCCCAUCGAUGGACCUUCCUGGAAUUCUAGUGACAGAUGGCGAACAGUUACUGGAACUAGAAGAAGAAGCAGAGACAACAGAUGAAUACUCAUCUCCAGACCAGCUACACGAAACUUUGAUAACCCUGUCUUUGUUACCCAAUUCAAGGUGGCAAAACCUGCUCAACAUAGACAUCGUCAAAAAGAGAAACAAACCAAGGGAGCCUCUGAAGGUGCCAGAAACUGCUCCGUUCUUCCUGCCCACAAUCCCAGCUUUGGAUAUAAAAUUCGACCUGUCGAAUGCAACUAAUACAACGGGCAGUAAAUUGCUCAAAAACACAAACUUGCAAACUCUCACUUCAUUUGGCAACCAGUUGUUAUCCACUACUGAAACAAAUGACUUCACUAAUGUUUUCGAGAUGCUGAAAUCAUUUGGACCUAGUUCUGUUGACUUUGAAAUACAGUCUCUGUCGUUGGAUGAAAAACACACCACUGAAGUCUUAUUACAGUUCUUGGCGAUGAUCAAGUGGAUGAUGACAACUAAAAGGGACUUCGAACUGUCUCAGGCUUACCUCGCUGCAUUUUUAAAGACACAUGACAGGACGAUAGUAAAAACAAAGAAAUUGGUGGAUUAUUUGGAAGAACUCUCCCAAGUGCAACUAGAAAACUGGUCAAUCCUUAGAGAGAAAUUACACUAUAAUCUCAGCUUAGUUGAACACUUGAGAAGAAUGUAAUAGUACAUUUCAUUGCAGCAUUAUUUU
Orussus abietinus is the source of this 2725-nucleotide messenger RNA. RefSeq names its product WD repeat-containing protein 36. Gene Ontology annotation, cellular component: small-subunit processome; Pwp2p-containing subcomplex of 90S preribosome. Bases 29 to 2698 code for a protein of 889 amino acids. The record is from RefSeq and is a predicted model, not a curated record. Lineage: Eukaryota; Metazoa; Arthropoda; Insecta; Hymenoptera; Orussidae. The transcript has 3 exons. Gene Ontology annotation, molecular function: protein binding. Gene Ontology annotation, biological process: rRNA processing.